Messenger RNA from Capsicum annuum, 1091 nucleotides. Its product is annotated as WAT1-related protein At5g40230. NCBI's taxonomy places the organism in Eukaryota, Viridiplantae, Streptophyta, Magnoliopsida, Solanales, Solanaceae. The record is from RefSeq and is a predicted model, not a curated record. Gene Ontology annotation, molecular function: transmembrane transporter activity. Gene Ontology annotation, cellular component: plasma membrane. The transcript is spliced from 6 exons. Bases 106 to 849 code for a protein of 247 amino acids.
AAGGUCUAAUUUUUGGGUUACGGAUUUUCAUGAUUUUGUAGUUGUGCAGCUCAGCUAACUGGGUAUACUGGGAUUAAUUAUACUUCUGCCUCAUUUGCCUCAGCAAUGCUCAACCUCAUCCCAGGUUUUACUUUCAUACUUGCCGUCAUUUUCAGGAUGGAGAAAUUGGAUUGUAGAAGUACAAGCACCCUGAUCAAAUCCGUUGGAACCAUCGUCUCAAUUGCCGGAGCGUUCACAGCCACUCUCUACAAGGGACCACAAAUUUUGUUGACUUCCUUAUCUUUGACGCCUCAAAAUCAUCUUCAUUUCCAGGAAACUGACUGGGUGAUUGGAGGACUAUAUCUUGUAGUGGAUUGUAUAGCUGGUUCAUUAUAUUUAAUUGUACAGGCUUCCGUCCUAGAGAAAUAUCCAGUUGAGCUGAUUGUGGUCUUCUUUUACUGCUUCUUUGCGUCCAUUCUAUCAGCAAUUGUCUCUCUAUUUAUGGACAGGAACUUAAAUGCUUGGAUGCUACAACCUAGUACGAGAUUGUUGGCUGUUUUAUACUCAGGAAUAUUUGGGUCAGCAUUUCAAGUCAGUGUGAUGUUUUGGUGCAUCCGUAGAAAGGGACCUCUCUUUGUUGCUAUGUUCCAUCCUCUUGGAAUCGUAAUUGCUGCUGCAUUGGGUAUCAUCUUCUUAGGAGAUACUUUCUACCUUGGAAGCUUGGUGGGGUCAAUUAUAAUUGUUGUUGGCUUUUAUGCUGUCAUGUGGGGGAAAACAAAAGAGGAAGAGGUGAAUGAAGACAAGCUCACAAGAAAUAUCAAUUCAGAGGCCCCGCUCUUGCCAAAAAAGGAUGCGGUGACAAAAAUAUAAGCAUAAAUUAUCGAAUGGAAGAAGUCAAUGCAGGUUGACAAUGCAUAUUCUGAAAGUUGCAGACAUGGAAGCCACAACCAAUUACUGAAGUUUGGAUAAAAUUGUUGAAACAUUCAUACAUAUGCUUACUUUUGCUGUAAAUGCAGAGCAAAUAAACCUCUGAAAUGUAUUAUAAGUCUCAUGAAUUAUGACUUGGUUUGUCACAUUCCUCAUCAGUGUAUAUAAUUUUAUUAUUUUGGUCA